AUGUUUGCAUCGAAAGGAAAAGGGAAGUCGAAAAGUGCUCCAGUUUACGCACGUCCAGGGAGCUUGAUAAGGAGCGCUGGCGAAGACGAUGACAAACUGAAGACGUGGGUGGAUGCGAUUUACCGCGACCCAGAGCACGCCCGAUUGUUCUUAAGUGGCAAUUAUGGUGCAUUCGAUCUCACGCCACCAAAACUUUAUCAAGAUUACGUCAAGAGUCAGGAGCUGGAAUCGGUUCGUGUGCUGAUUGAGAAGUUCAAAAAUCACAAAGAUGGAGAAGACUGGCAAUUUUGCAAGUCAAAAUUGAUUGAACCUGUGAUGAGCAAGAUUUCUGAACUGGCACAAGCAGAAGACAAUCCUGCGCUAGCCAAGAUCGCGAUUUGUGUUCAAGCACUUGCCAAUAUUUCUGAUCCCAAGGUACCGACUGGCCUCCAAAACGAUAUGAGAAGAGUUGAAAAUUUCCUCAAGAACAUAGAAACUAACAAAUAUGACAUCCGUUCCCGUUGGAGAAAUCACAUUCGGCCUCUAAUUUCUAAAAAUCAAAAAGUCGAUAUUCUCUUUCAAGCCUUAUGGAUCAUACCCAAAACCCCUAGUUGA
This is a messenger RNA of Puccinia triticina, 594 nucleotides long. RefSeq lists its product as uncharacterized. Lineage: Eukaryota; Fungi; Basidiomycota; Pucciniomycetes; Pucciniales; Pucciniaceae. The record is from RefSeq and is a predicted model, not a curated record. The coding region runs from base 1 to 594 and encodes 197 amino acids. The transcript is spliced from 3 exons.